AUGGUGAUAGGUGCCUUAGAUGUUGUCACAACAACAAAAAUUACAAAAACACUGAAACGGAAGUCAAUACGAGAAAAUUCUAAGAGCAAACGACUGAAAAAAACCGAAACAUGUACGGAAAAGCUGAGUAGCACUUCUGAAUCCGAAAGUGUUCAGUCCGAUGCUGAAGAACCAACACAAAUCAAGUUGAGGACUUCAAGUGGUCAAUCUAAGAGUGACACUAGACUUGAUUAUACUUUGCUAUCAAAAACAUGCGAUAGAUUCGGAGUGUCGGAUAGGGCAGGAGCAGCUAUCGCAUCAGUUGUUCUACAUGCGUCGGGUUCUCAAGUAAUAGAUAAAAAUAAACUACGCCGAGAACGAAAAAAGGCCAGAGAAAAUAUAGUUUCACAGCAAACUGUUUCACAAAUACAUGCAUAG
This is a messenger RNA of Acanthoscelides obtectus, 417 nucleotides long. Lineage: Eukaryota; Metazoa; Arthropoda; Insecta; Coleoptera; Chrysomelidae. The record is from the annotation of a GenBank genome assembly.